Messenger RNA from Micromonas commoda, 507 nucleotides. RefSeq lists its product with no specific name. Gene Ontology annotation, molecular function: calcium ion binding. Bases 1 to 507 code for a protein of 168 amino acids. The transcript has a single exon. Lineage: Eukaryota; Viridiplantae; Chlorophyta; Mamiellophyceae; Mamiellales; Mamiellaceae. The record is from RefSeq and is a predicted model, not a curated record.
AUGUCGGGCGACGCGGAGGUGAAGGCGCGCGUCGCCGCCAGCUUCAAGGCUUUCGACUCGGGAGACAAGGGAUGGCUCAACAAGCACGACCUGAAGUGCGCGUUCAUCUCCCUCGUCGGCCGCAAGCCCACGCCAGCGGAGCUCGCGCGGAUGAGGGACGCGUGCCCCAGAGGCGAGGUUGAGCUGAGGCAUUUCCGCGCGUUUCUGGAGCCGGGGCUCGUCGCGGACGCGCGGGACCUCGGCCCGGCGGCGGCGCGCGACAGGGCGCGGGCCGCGUUCGACGCGUUCGACAGGAACAAGCGGGGGUACGUCACGUUGCGGGACGUCGUGCACGGCUUCGCGAGGGUCGCCCCGGGGGUUCCCGAGGGCGUCGUCGCCGACGUCUUUCGCGAGGCUGACGCCGACGGCGACGGGCGGGUCUCAUUUGGGGAUUACGCAAGCGUCGCGGGAUUGGGAUCGACGAUGGACGAACGGGCGAGUCACCACCACGCGGCGGCGAGCGCGUGA